Molecule: messenger RNA, 1668 nt
Organism: Pocillopora damicornis (cauliflower coral)
Lineage: Eukaryota; Metazoa; Cnidaria; Anthozoa; Scleractinia; Pocilloporidae
Source: RefSeq, a predicted model, not a curated record
UUUUUGCAGCAACUUUUCGCAAAGAUGUCGAACGAAUCGUGGACUGUAUACACAAUUAAGUUUAUUGGCUGGAUUGCUUUGAGAGCUGCUGCAGACUAUAUGAAAUCUGGAUUACGAAAUGCAUUAAAUUUCGUUGAAGUGGUGAAGAAUUUCUAUCAUGGUGAUAUCGUUGGAGGAGUAAUAAACUUGCUUUAUGGGGUUGUAUGCUAUGCUACUGUUGGUGCAUUGAACGUUGUAAAGGAUGUAGCUGAACAAAGUAUAAAAGAGGCUGUUGUUCAUGGUGCUAAAAGAAUUGUGUUGAUAGCUGAAAGCCAGAACGCGACAUUGCAGUUGAAAAAUACCGAAGAAAUGGUUGACGGAGUAGAUGAAGAGUGGUGUCCGCGCUGUCGUCACGGAGUAGGGCUGACGUGGUCACAUCUUUUCUGCCCACUUCUUGGACCUUGUGUGCAAGCAACAAAAAACUACCCCCGCCCCCUUAGCUCAAGAUCUGGAUCCCAACCUUCCGUAAAGAUGUCGAACGAAUCGUGGCCCAUAUAUUCUUUAAAGUUUAUUGCCUGGAUUACUUUAAGAGCAGCUGCAGAUUAUAUGCUGUCUGGAUUACGAAAUGCACUAAAUUUCGUUGAAGCGGCGAAGAAUUUCUAUGAUGGUGAUAAGGUUAGAGGAGGCCUAAACUUGUUGUAUGCAGUAUUAUGCCUUUCUACUUUUGGUGCAUUGAGUGCCGUAAAGGAUGUAGCGGGACAAAGUGUAAAAGAGGCUGUUGGUCAGGUUGUUAAUGCCAAAAGUAUUGCGUCGACAGCUGAAAGGAGGGCGACCAAUGAAGUUGGAAAAGAUCUAGUUACAAGGGAUUUGGCAAAUGUGAGGGUUAAUGAAGCAUUUGAAGAGGUGUCUUUCGAAGAUACUAACACGCGUACCAGGGUGAGAAGAUUCGCGGUUUCAAUGAGUUCUGAAGAGAGAGAGAAGCAGAGCUGGAGACAGAGAAAAGAGACAGAGGAAGAAAAGGAGAUCACUGAAAGAGAUAGAAAUAGUGCGAGAGACAAAUUAAAGAGAGAGAGAGAGACAGAGGAAGAAACGGAGAUCAGUGUAGAUUUCGCUGAAGUGGCGAACGAUUGCUGUAAUGGUAAUUAUCUUGGUGCAGGAUUAAGCCUAGUGUUUGGGUCUCUAAACGUUAGAGAUUUCGCUUAUUGGAGCACUUUGAAGGAUGCCGCCAAAAAAAGUGCAAAAGAUUCUGUUAUUCAAGCUGCUAAAGAAAUAGCGAAGACAGGUGGGAAGAAAAUGGUGGGCAAGCAAGUUGCAAGUGCUCUGGCAAAAGGAGGGAUGGAGCAAGCAUUUACCGAUGUGUUUUCCGCAGCUACCAAGAUCACGUUUGACAACUUGGGGAAAACUGUGGGUUUGUCAAUGAUUUCUAGUGGUGGACAUGAAGUAGGCAAGACCGUUUUUGGGGAUGUUUUCCAGUUCCUUGGUGAGCCAGUUUUGGAAAACCUACUUAAAGGAGGCGCGAAACAAACUGCUCAAAGUUUUUCACAUGAAUGGAUGAAGGAAGCAGCCAAAAGAAGCCUUGCGAAAGAUUUUAUCAAAUAUUCUUCAAAGAAAUUUGCAAGAGAAAUUAAAACGGCUGGUAUCAAGGGAAUUUUAAACACAUAUUUUAAUGACCCAUUUUCUAUAUUUUAA